ACCAACUCUAGCGGCAACAUAAAGUGGAAAGAUGAUGCCUCCAAACGUUUCACUCAUUAAAUAUGAUAGUCCAAUACUUAUUACUAAAAAUCUAGAUAAAAAGUCGCCGGGAGUAAGUGUAAAUCUAACUGAAUCCUGAAUCUUCGUUAGGCUGCUGCAAUUAAAGGCACUCAACAAAUUACUGACACUUCUGGAAUCCCCUGCCCCCCACCCAAAGGCAAACCAUGCAUGAGUGAUAACAAAGCAAAUCAACAAACUGAAGAGAUACUGAACUCCAUUCUUCCUCCCAGGGAAUGGAGUGAAAACGGCCAACUAUGGAUUCAGCACGUUUCAAGUACACCAGCCACACGACUUGAUGUCGUUAAUCUUCAGGAAGAGCUUGACAGGCGACUUCAACAGCGGCAGGCUAGAGAAACCGGUAUAUGCCCGGUUCGUAGAGAGCUGUAUAAUCAAGUUUUCGAUGAGCUUAUAAGACAAGUAACCAUCAACUGUGCCGAACGUGGCUUGCUUCUUCUUCGUGUCCGUGAUGAAAUAAGAAUGACCAUAGCGGCUUAUCAAACUUUAUAUGAAUCAAGUGUAGCAUUCGGGAUGCGCAAAGCUCUCCAGUCUGAACAAGGGAAGGCAGAUAUGGAACGAACAAUAGCCGAUUUAGAACAAGAAAAAAGGGAUUUGGAGAGACAAGUUUACGAGCUUAAAACAAAAUGUGAACAAAUAGAAAAGAGAGCAGCAGAACAAAGACAGUUGGAAGAAAAAAAGCACCAAGAUGAAAUACAAUUUUUAAAGCGAAACAAUCAACAAUUGAAGGCUCAACUGGAUGGAAUUAUGAAUCCAAAGAAAUAACGAACUAAUGUCAACAAGUGUUAACUAUCGAAGUGAGAAUUCAUAUCCAACAUCUGGACAAAACUAAUUCAUCCUAUUUUGCACAUAAAUAUAUACAAAUGUAAUAAUUCACCUUAAAACAUAAACCAUAAAUAAAGAAGAUGCACAUCUUAUUUGCAAUUGGGUGAAUCACAUACAUCUCUAUAUACCAGACUAUGAACAAAAAAACAAUAGCUAAUUCUAAAAAGAGAAAAUUAAUAACUAAAAUCAAAUUUCUUCUCUGUUCAAUUUGAUUUCAUUGAGUUGUAUUUUAUAGAUUUCAAGUAUGAAAACAUUUUCAAAAGUUGACUAGUAAAAAAUAUAAAACUAUGUCA
Molecule: messenger RNA, 1193 nt
Organism: Trichobilharzia szidati
Lineage: Eukaryota; Metazoa; Platyhelminthes; Trematoda; Strigeidida; Schistosomatidae
Source: the annotation of a GenBank genome assembly